AUGCCAGGGCGAGACAUCAUCUCCUGGAACGCAUUGAUGCAAGCUUCCGGAGAGGCAGCGACGAUCUUUGAUCGGAUGCCCGGCCACAAUCUUGUCUCCUGGAACACCAUUCUCUCCGCAAAUGCCCAAGACUGGCACUUGGAAUCAGCCAAGGAGAUCUUAGCGGCCAUGCCGAUGAAGAACGAAAUCUCCUGGACGUCGAUGAUCCAGGCCUAUGGCCAGCGCGGCCACUCCGAGGCGCAGAACCUCUUCAUGAUCAUGCCCACCUGGAAUAUCGUCGCGUGUACCACGAUGAUCACCGCGUUCUCCCAGCGGGGAAAUCUCCAGGAAUGCGAGCGAAUCUACAAAUCCAUGCCGGAGCACGACGCGAUCGCUAGCAACGCGAUGAUCACCGCGUGCUCCACCAGCGGCGAUCUCGAUCAAGCAGAGAGAAUCUUUCACAAUAUGGCGGAGAGGAACACAGCGUCGUGGAAUGCCAUGGUAGCAGCAUAUGCCCAAAACGGGCAUUUGGAGUAUGCGAAGCGUGACUUUGAUACCGCCCAGUGCCGGGACGUGAUUACCUGGAACACUAUGAUCGCGUCGUACGCCAUUUAUGGCCACAUGGCGAUGGCCAAGGCUCUGUACAACACCUCGCCGGCGUGGAACAUCGUCUCGUUGAAUGCCAUGCUCUCGGCAUUUGCCUUAGAAGGGCUCUUGGAUGAAGCGGGAGAUCUCUUCGCCGCGAUGCGCGAGCGCGACGUCGUGUCGUGGAACGCGCUGCUCUUCGGCUAUGGCCAGAAUGGCAAGAUGGAGGAAGCGCGCAAGGUGUUCUUGCGAUCGCCCAGAGGAACGCCGUGUCCUGGAACUCGAUGA
Messenger RNA from Selaginella moellendorffii, 852 nucleotides. RefSeq names its product pentatricopeptide repeat-containing protein At4g02750-like. Gene Ontology annotation, molecular function: protein binding. NCBI's taxonomy places the organism in Eukaryota, Viridiplantae, Streptophyta, Lycopodiopsida, Selaginellales, Selaginellaceae. The transcript has 2 exons. The record is from RefSeq and is a predicted model, not a curated record. The coding region runs from base 1 to 852 and encodes 283 amino acids.